AUGGAUACAAAUAAUAAAAACAAGAAAGGUGGUACAAAACGAAAUUUUAUAAUGAUUUGUUUUGCUUAUACCUGUGCAACUACAUCAUUAAAUGCAGUUGUUAAUUUACAAUCAAGUCUCAAUACAGAUAAAGAUGUUGGUCUCAAUUCUGUAGCAAUUACAUAUGGUGCUUCCUUACUUACAUGUAUUUUCUUAACAGCUCCACUUGGAUAUAUUUUUGGUUACAAAUGGUCAAUUGUCGGAGAACAAUUUGGUAUAUUGGUAUAUGUUGCAUCUAAUAUGUAUCCCAAACAAUGGCUAAUGUAUUCGACUGCAGUCAUAUGUGGAAGUCUUCGAGCUUGUUUCUCCAUGGCUCAAGAUUCUUACGUAACUGCACUUGCAAAUGAUGAAAGUGAGAAUGAUGAUGAUGCUGAGAUAAAAACUAGAAAAUAUUUUGGUAUUUUCUUUACUGCAUUUCAGUCAGCUCAAAUAUGGGGUAAUCUCAUAUCAUAUUUAGUCUUACGAAACACUCCAAAAACUACAAAUACUAAUUCCAUACAAUGUGGAGCUAAUUUCUUAACAAGUGAACAUCAAAUGCAAGAUGACAAUCAUCAACUUAUAUCUCAGAAAACGAUUUAUAUUCUUUAUAGUGCACUUAGUGGUAUUAUCUUUGUGUCGAUAGUGUUGACCAUCAUUUUUCUUGUUCAGAGACGUGACAAUAAAAAAGAAGAUGAUUCUCAAGGAUUAUUACGAAAAUCACUUAAUUCUAUAUUAUCAACAUGGAAAACGGCGUUAAAACCAAAUCAUCUUCUACUCAUACCACUUGGAUUUUGGACGCUUUCCGGUGAAGCGUUCUUUAUGGGAGCUUUCACAAAUAGCUUUAUUACAUGUACAAUUGGUGUUCAAUAUGUUGGUUUGAUUAUGACAAUAUAUGGUAUAAUAGCUACUGCUGCUUCGAUUAUCGUUACUUACAUAGUUAAAUUAAAAUACAGUCGACCAGUAUGCUUUCUAAUCUCAUCGUUGUUAAGCUAUACUAUAUUCGUUGUUAUGCUUGUGUGGAAACCAACAGUCUCACAAACUUAUGUGUUAUUUAUCAUUCCAUAUUUAUCAAGUAUUGUAGAUGGACUUACAGAACCAUUUAUCACAGGUUUUACAUAA
This is a messenger RNA of Adineta steineri, 1137 nucleotides long. The record is from the annotation of a GenBank genome assembly. NCBI's taxonomy places the organism in Eukaryota, Metazoa, Rotifera, Eurotatoria, Adinetida, Adinetidae.